Messenger RNA from Trichoderma breve, 342 nucleotides. Its product is annotated as tim10/DDP family zinc finger domain-containing protein. The coding region runs from base 1 to 342 and encodes 113 amino acids. Lineage: Eukaryota; Fungi; Ascomycota; Sordariomycetes; Hypocreales; Hypocreaceae. The transcript has 2 exons. The record is from RefSeq and is a predicted model, not a curated record.
AUGGAUAUGUACAGCUUCCCCCUUCACAUUCCCUACAAUCCUUUAACAUCCGCAUUUUCAACUAACGCUCAUCGCCCAAUUCUCAGGUUAACGUCCGCCGAGCAGCGCACUCUCGAGCAGCGCAUGCAAAAGCGUCAAGUCAAGGAAUUCGUCGGCGCUUUCGGCGGCCUUGUCGAGCACUGCUUCACCUCCUGCGUCGACGACUUCACCUCAAAGUCCCUCUCCUCCAAGGAAACCGGCUGCCUCAACCGCUGCGUCCUCAAGUGGAUGGCCACCCAGCAGCGCGUCAGCGAGCGCUUCCAGGAGCACAACGCCCAGAUCACGCAGCAGAUGCAGAAAUAA